UUCUUAAAGUACAGAAAUCUCGUAGGAAAUCAAAGCAAGUCAUGAUCAUACUUGGAUCCAGUCUCGGUGCUUUAUUUGGUGUAUUUUUUGUGGUUGCCUUUUGCUUUUUCCUUUUUAGAAAUAAAGGAGAAUCCGAGGAACUUGAUAAGUUCUAUAUUGAUCAACUACCAGGGAUGCCUACCGGAUUCUCUUAUGAAGAAUUGAAAGUCAUGACAACCAAUUUCGAUAACAAGCUUGGCGAAGGAGGAUUUGGGUCAGUGUUUCAAGGGACACUAAGUGAUGGCACCAAUGUAGCAGUGAAGCGUCUCAAUGGUUUUGGUCAGGUUAAGAAGUCAUUCUUAACUGAAGUUGAGACAAUAGGCAGCACUCACCAUGUCAAUUUGGUGAGAUUAAUUCGAUUUUGUGCUGAAAAAUCAUAUCGUCUUCUAGUUUAUGAGUACAUGUCUGAUGGAUCCUUGGAUACAUGGAUCUUCCAAAGGCACCAAGACCUCACACUUGGGUGGCAAUCCAGAAAAAAGAUCAUCAUGGAUAUAGCCAAGGGGCUAACCUAUCUCCAUGAGGAAUGCAGACAGAAAAUAUUUCACUUGGAUAUCAAACCCCAAAACAUUCUCUUAGACGAAUGUUUCAAUGUGAAAAUUUCUGAUUUUGGAUUGUCAAAACUAAUUGAUAAGGACCAAAGCCAAGUUGUAACAAUGAUGAGGGGAACACCAGGCUAUUUGGCUCCCGAAUGGUUGAGCUCAAUUAUCACUAAGAAAGUAGAUGUCUAUAGCUUUGGUGUCGUGGUCUUAGAAAUGUUGUGUGGGUGAAAAAAUUUGGGUCGAUCUCAGCCUAAAGAAGAUAUGCAUUUACUAGGUCUCACUUCAAGAAAAGUGAGAUGUAACGGCGUUUAUUUGACGGCGUUUAAAAAAACGCCUUUGAUUCUAAUAUUUUACGGCGUUUUUUUAAACGUCACAUUCUUAUUGACUGAUACGACACCGUUUUAACUUUCGAAACGCCUUCAAAAUGUUUUUCCGCUUUUUUUUUUUUUUUU
Camellia sinensis is the source of this 1030-nucleotide messenger RNA. The record is from RefSeq and is a predicted model, not a curated record. NCBI's taxonomy places the organism in Eukaryota, Viridiplantae, Streptophyta, Magnoliopsida, Ericales, Theaceae.